Messenger RNA from Juglans microcarpa x Juglans regia, 642 nucleotides. RefSeq names its product dirigent protein 23-like. Bases 31 to 585 code for a protein of 184 amino acids. The transcript has a single exon. Lineage: Eukaryota; Viridiplantae; Streptophyta; Magnoliopsida; Fagales; Juglandaceae. The record is from RefSeq and is a predicted model, not a curated record.
ACUUUGCUUGACAAAAAGGAAAGAGAUCAGAUGGCUAAAUUAGGCGUGGUAGUGGUUAUCUUCUCCCUAGUGGCAGCUAUAUUCCCUCGUGCUCAAAGCUUGAAGGUAGAGAGCUGGGCCACAAGGCUCGAGUCCCGAAAGGAGACAGUGACAAACCUCCAAUUCUACUUCCAUGACACGGUCAGUGGCAAGAAUCCCAGCGCUGUUAGGGUGGCUCAAGCUACAGAUACAGAGAAAUCUCCGACUCUUUUCGGCCUUGUCCUGAUGGCAGAUGAUCCCUUGACCGAGACACCCAAUCCAAAUUCAAAGCUCGUGGGCAGGGCUCAAGGACUAUACGGGUCAGCAGGACAGCAGGAACUGGCUCUCAUCAUGGCCAUGAAUUUUGGAUUCACAGAUGGCAUCUACAAUGGCAGUUGUAUUAGCCUCCUUGGCAGAAACACAGGUUUGCACCUUCGAGAGAUGCCAAUCGUCGGUGGAACCGGGCUUUUCCGGUUGGCACGUGGGUAUGCCAUUGCUCAGACACAUUGGUUUGACCCCACGACAGGUGAUGCUAUUGUAGGGUAUAAUGUGACAGUUGUUCACUAGUGUGUAUAAUAUGCUGUCCUUCGAUUUGAUUACAAUGUUUUCUAUUGGUACAAGUUC